Trichomonas vaginalis G3 is the source of this 1002-nucleotide messenger RNA. RefSeq names its product glycoprotein 38 family. The transcript has a single exon. The record is from RefSeq and is a predicted model, not a curated record. Lineage: Eukaryota; Parabasalia; Trichomonadida; Trichomonadidae. Bases 1 to 1002 code for a protein of 333 amino acids.
AUGAUGUUCCUAUUCGCAGCUACAGGACUAUCAGUCUUCAAAGUGGAUAAGACAAAGGCUUUCCCAGAUGAUUGCAAAACAUUCCAUGAACCAAAGAAGAAUGGAAAGACCAAACUUGUUAACCUUAAGAAGGAUGAAACUCUUUGUUUUGAUAGCUCAUAUAUAAUGGGAAGUAGUUCCAAAUUUGAUGUAUAUGCUGCCAUCCAGAAGCAGAACGAGACAUCUCAAGAAUGGUAUUGGGAACACAAAGAUAAAGUAGAAAGUGCUCUUGCUGUACUCGGAACUUAUUCAGCAGAAGACAACGAUUAUAUUGAUCCUGUUGCAAAGGUUGUAUGCACUGAAAAGACAUGCAAGAUUCAAGUUCUUGAGGUUUCUCCAUCAUAUGGUUACGAAGUAAAUACUACAGACAAAGGAGUCACAGUAACAACACGUUAUGUCAUGCGCUCAUUCCUUAAUUCGUUUAAUGAAGGUGAUCAGGAAACUUAUGUCAGAUUUUCCAAGAAUAAAGUAAAUGAUAAUCAGGUAUCUAAAACAGAAGAAAGAUCAGCUGCUUUCUUUGCUUUCCCAGAACCACGCCACAUGACAUUUUCAAGAAAUGAGAACUUAGGAUACCUUUACUCUGGAACAGGCAAGUGGGAUGAUAAGAAGAUAUCAGGCACCAUCGGAUCUCCAAAGACUUCUUAUUUCUAUGUCAAUGAAAAGGAAGACUUUAAGCCAACUGAAGACAAAGAAGGAAAUUACGAUCUCAACAUGUCAUGCAACUUCACAUGGAGCAAGAAGGAGAAGUCGUCUAGCGAAGAUUCUGAACCAACAGAAUUCUACUUCCCAGAAGUUUCCGGACAGUUCUCCACCGAAGGAGGCGUUUAUACAGCAGAUGAUUUCAAUGAAGCUUCAUCAGGAGGACUCCCAGGAUGGGCCAUUGCUCUCAUUGUCAUCGGUGUAGUCAUCGUAGUUGCUGUAGUUAUUGUUGUUGUCGUCAUUGUUGUCAAAAAGAAAAAUUGA